AUGAAUCCUCAAUCUGACCAAACAACCAUCGGUCUUGUCAUCCAACAGUUAGAAUCCCUGUCCACACGAUAUCAGCCGAUAAUUGUUGACUACGAUGUCUCGAUGGAGUUCAACCAGCCAGAGCUGACGAUCUUCGAGAUAUACGCACUAAGCAAUCAGCUAAACGAUAUUCAAACGCGAGUUCUACCCUCAUUUCGCCAACAAUUAUGCGACCUGCUGGCAUCACUAGGCGUGACCGAUUCGGAAAAAAGUAACUCAGCUCCGAACCUUCUUGAUACCCUAGAGAUCCUCUCAAGGCUUAGUCCGAUCUUGGAUGAAAUCAGUACCUUCGUCCACUCCAUCGCUCGGAUUGCUCAUGAUUCACCCGAAAUGGAAGAAAACGACGGUCAUCUAGAAGAUUUAAAACAAUUCAAAGCAAAGCAUCUUGUCAGCCAUAUAGACCAGUUACUACAAGACCAUGCCAGAUACCUUUUUAUCAGUUCGAUAAAGUUUUUGAUCCUAUCCGAGUUCGUUCGAUUUGGUUGGGAGGAUGGACAGAGGCUAGAUUGUUGCAAGGAGAGAAUGAUUGAGGCACUGGCUGAAUCAAUUGAGUUCAUCAAUACCACCAUUCUUUCAUCCAAGCGAUCUGAUUUCAAUUUUCUUCAAGACCAUUGUCAAGAGUGUGUUGAGAAUCUCACAGAAUGUAUUGAUAAGCUCUGUUCGGCUCGGACGGAGAGCUCAUCUCAAUCCAUCUCACUCCGAUCACUCACGGCCGAACUUGUCAACUCGGUGUUGUCAAUCGUCAAGUUAAUACGGAUCUUUUUCAACAAAUUCGCCAGAAACCCAACCAACAAGCCACCAUUCACAAUCGACCCAAGCAUAAAUUCGGAUGAAUUUGACCGAUUGGAAUUCAGAAUCACCGAACUUCGUUUUUCCCUGGAGGACUUCACGUUUGAUUUGAUAUGGAUGUACGAAAGACACGACCGCCGUGGAGAUCUUCCUCGCGAUUUGACACAUUAUAAGCAGUUAAGCCAGGUGAUUUGCGACGAAUUUCAUCGCACAUUUUCUUGGUUGAAAAUUUACCAUGUUGGUCUGGCUGUGCACACGCUCAUAGAUGCCGUCUGCAUGGCGGAAGCAACUAUUCAAGCUUUAUCCAACUAA
Messenger RNA from Puccinia triticina, 1140 nucleotides. RefSeq lists its product as uncharacterized. The record is from RefSeq and is a predicted model, not a curated record. The transcript is spliced from 3 exons. Lineage: Eukaryota; Fungi; Basidiomycota; Pucciniomycetes; Pucciniales; Pucciniaceae. Bases 1 to 1140 code for a protein of 379 amino acids.